Bactrocera tryoni is the source of this 554-nucleotide messenger RNA. RefSeq names its product 40S ribosomal protein S20 (gene RpS20). Bases 109 to 471 code for a protein of 120 amino acids. Lineage: Eukaryota; Metazoa; Arthropoda; Insecta; Diptera; Tephritidae. Gene Ontology annotation, molecular function: RNA binding; structural constituent of ribosome. Gene Ontology annotation, cellular component: cytosolic small ribosomal subunit; ribosome. Gene Ontology annotation, biological process: translation. The transcript has 4 exons. The record is from RefSeq and is a predicted model, not a curated record.
GUUCACAACGAAUGCUAACCUAUUCCUCGUUCACUUCGUUCUCAGCUCUGGUUCAGCGCUGUUCAAUAGUCAAAGAUUUGAAUAUCUCGACCAGGAUUUUUUAUUAAAAUGUCUGCCGUACCUAAGGAUAUCGAAAAGCCCCAAGGCGCUGAUUCUGCAUCAGUUCACCGCAUUCGUAUCACUUUAACUUCUAGGAACGUACGUUCUUUGGAGAAUGUGUGCCGUGAUUUAAUCAAUAGUGCCAAGAACCAGAAUCUGCGUGUCAAGGGUCCAGUACGCAUGCCAACCAAGACUCUACGCAUCACCACACGUAAAACACCUUGUGGUGAAGGUUCCAAAACUUGGGAUCGCUUCCAGAUGAGAAUCCAUAAGCGUAUCAUCGAUUUGCAUUCACCAUCUGAGAUUGUAAAGAAGAUCACCUCAAUCAACAUUGAAGCUGGCGUAGAAGUUGAGGUUACAAUUGCCAACUAAAAAAGAACGUGUAUAACUUUUUAUACAAUGCAUUUUUUGAAACAAUAGUGAAAUAUACAGUUUUCUAUUGUAUAUAAAAUUGA